Messenger RNA from Brachypodium distachyon (stiff brome), 2526 nucleotides. RefSeq names its product receptor-like cytoplasmic kinase 185. The transcript has 5 exons. Gene Ontology annotation, molecular function: ATP binding; protein kinase activity. NCBI's taxonomy places the organism in Eukaryota, Viridiplantae, Streptophyta, Magnoliopsida, Poales, Poaceae. Bases 366 to 1862 code for a protein of 498 amino acids. The record is from RefSeq and is a predicted model, not a curated record. Gene Ontology annotation, biological process: protein phosphorylation.
CAGCGGCAGGAGGCGAAAGAAAAUGAAUGGAUGGAUGCGCCCCCAAAAGAUCCCCUCUUUCCUCUCUUCACUCACUCGCCCCAGAGACAGAGCUGACUUUUGCUCUCUCUCUGCUCCCCAGCCCGGCAGCCUCAUGUUCUCCUCCUUCCUGUAGCUUCUUCCAUCCCCCGCCCGCUCCCCCAAAUUCGACCCACCGCAAGCCGCACCGCAAACCCUCUCCCGCCGCGCCUAAAAAUCCGCUCUUUUUGAACGGGGGCGGCGGGAAUCUGUCCGCAGCGGCGGCGGCUCCGUUCUCUUGGUUCUAGGGUGGGGGGGAAGACGGGAGGGUGUGGCCUUGUGGGGGAGAGGAGAGGAGAGGAGCUCGGAUGAGCUGCUUCUCGUGCUUCGGAUCGGCCCAGGCGGCGGCGGCGGCGGGGGAGGCCGAGAAGCCGGGGCACGCGCGCAAGGACGGCGCGGCGGCGGAUCGCGGGGCGGCGCCGCACAAGGGCGGAUCAGAUAAAGUGAGACCGCAGGGUGGGUCAGACUCUAAGAAGGAUCAUCUAACCAUCCCUAGGGAUGCAAACAGCCAAAAUAUUGCAGCACAGAUUUUCACUUUUCGUGAACUUGCUACUGCAACUAAGAAUUUCAGACAAGAUAGCCUUUUGGGCGAGGGAGGUUUUGGCCGUGUAUAUAAAGGUCGUUUGGACAAUGGGCAGGCUGUUGCUGUGAAGCAACUUGAUCGUAAUGGUCUCCAAGGAAAUAGAGAAUUUCUGGUUGAGGUCCUCAUGCUCAGUCUUUUGCAUCACACUAACCUUGUCAAUCUUAUUGGUUACUGUGCGGAUGGUGAUCAGCGCCUUCUUGUUUAUGAGUUUAUGCCAUUGGGCUCACUAGAAGACCAUUUGCAUGAUGUGCCGCCUGAUAAGGAACCUCUUGACUGGAACACACGGAUGAAGAUAGCUGCAGGUGCAGCUAAGGGCCUAGAACAUCUUCAUGACAAGGCCAGCCCUCCUGUUAUUUACAGGGAUUUCAAGUCAUCAAACAUUCUUCUUGGUGAAGGAUUUCAUCCGAAGCUGUCUGAUUUUGGCCUUGCAAAACUCGGUCCGGUUGGUGACAAGACUCAUGUUUCAACUCGUGUUAUGGGAACUUAUGGCUACUGUGCCCCAGAAUAUGCAAUGACUGGGCAGCUCACGGUGAAAUCAGAUGUCUAUAGUUUUGGUGUUGUUUUCCUUGAACUGAUCACAGGGCGCAAGGCAAUUGACAACACCAAACCCCAGGGGGAGCAAAACCUGGUGGCAUGGGCUCGUCCACUCUUCAAAGAUCGCAGGAAGUUUCCGAAAAUGGCCGACCCAAUGCUUCAAGGUCGGUUCCCCAUGAGAGGUCUAUAUCAGGCCUUGGCUGUUGCUGCCAUGUGUUUGCAAGAGCAAGCCACAACUCGCCCUCAUAUAGGAGAUGUUGUCACUGCUCUCUCAUAUCUAGCUUCUCAGACAUACGAUCCAAAUACCCCAGUUCAACAUAAUCGGAGCAAUUCAUCGACCCCUAGGGCCAGAAAUGUUGUCAGGCGGAACGAAGAUCCACGCAGUGCGCGCUCUCCGAAUCACCAUUCACCAGACUUGAGGAGGGAGGCUGCCAGAGCAUCGAAAUACGGAGCGGAGGUUAGCAGGACUAGUUCUGCUGGAGAUUCUGGUCGGAGAUCAGGAUUGGAUGACAUGGACAUGGCAGGGACACAAGUAGGCAGUCCAGCUCAAACAGGGAGAAAAAGAGAGACUCCAAGGACUGCUGACAGGCAGCGUGCCAUCGCAGAUGCCAAAUCGUGGGGCCAGAAUUCUAGAGAACGGAAGCUAUCAAACGGCCACGGCAGCUUUGAUAGUAGUACAAAUGAGUAAAGUCAACAGGUGUAGCCCUAGCGGAGGGACGAGUUUGCUUCGUCAGCACCAAACGGCCCAGAUCUAGGAACAUGGUGUUCUGUUCCAGCUCGGUUCCGUUGUCUGUGAAUAAAGGCUUUUUUUCUUGUGCCCCUCUGGCCAUCAGCAACUGCCUCAUGGUUGCUUUAUCUACGUGUCGUUGCCAUCGACAUUCCUUCUUCCCAGCGGCGUCCAUUCCUUGCCUUGCGAAUGCGAUCGUGUCAUGUUACUCAUGGAGAUCCUACAAAGAUGCAGCUGGAAACAAGAGAUUGAAAAGGAAAGCGAAGACUGUUGUAUCUGAUGAGUGCUCUCGUCUGUUUCCUUUUGCGGUUUUACAGGAUAUGAUGAUCUGCACUGCACCUGUGUUGUGAAAACUGAGCUGGCUACCUGGAGCCUUUGAGGUUUUGUUCUGAUGAGAUUUCAGGUUUGGGGAUAGCAUAGAUUAUUACCAUAUUACCCUGUGCCUCGUACAGCUACUCUUUUGUUUCUUUUCUUUCUUUUUUUGUGUGUUGAGUCGCGUUAUGGAGUCAUUUAUUUGUAUUAGCUUCAGUCAGUGUUCUUCUUUCUCCCUGUAUGUAUCUUAGCGCUGCGAUUAUGUACUUGAGCAUGGAGCAAGUAGUUAUAUCAAGUCGUUAUUUCGCUGCAA